GGCCGGAAGCCAUUCUUGCAUCCUGGUUACUAUCUUCUAGAUGAACUUUCUCUUGGGAGCUCAGCAAUUCACAUCUUUACGCCUGUCUUUUGCCUCUGCACACAUUCAAGAGUUCCUUCUGUUCCUUCAUUUCCAGCCACCCAUCAGCACCGCCAUGAGCAUCAUGAUUGACAACAACAUCACCAUCUUCCACCCUGUAGUUUUUGUGCUCCUUGGCAUCCCUGGGUUGGAGGCUUAUCACACCUGGUUGUCUAUCCCCCUAUGCCUCAUGUAUGUCACUGCAGUCUUUGGGAACAGCAUCCUGAUAGUGGUCAUCAUCAUAGAGCGGAACCUGCAUGAACCCAUGUAUUUCUUCCUUUCAAUGCUGGCAGUCACAGACAUCCUACUGUCCACCACUACUGUACCCAAGGCCCUAGCCAUCUUUUGGCUCCAUGCCCACAACAUUGCCUUUGAUGCUUGUGUCACCCAGGUCUUCUUUGUCCACACAAUGUUUGUGGGGGAGUCAGCCAUCCUGUUAGCCAUGGCCUUUGACCGCUUUGUGGCCAUCUGUGCCCCACUGAGAUACACAACGGUGUUGACAUGGCACAUAGUGGGGAGGAUUGCUCUGGCCAUUGUCAUGAGAAGCUUCUGUAUCAUCUUUCCUGUGAUUUUUUUGCUGAAGCGGCUGCCGUUCUGUCGAACCAACGUCGUCCCCCAUUCCUACUGUGAGCACAUUGGGGUGGCUCGCUUAGCCUGUGCCGACAUCACUGUUAACAUUUGGUACGGCUUCUCAGUGCCCAUCGUCAUGGUCAUCAUGGAUGUGAUCCUCAUUGCUGUGUCUUACUCGCUCAUUCUCCGAGCAGUGUUUCGUUUGCCCUCCCAGGAUGCGCGGCACAAGGCCCUCAGCACCUGUGGGUCUCACCUCUGUGUCAUCCUCAUGUUUUACGUUCCAUCCUUCUUUACUUUACUGACCCACCGCUUUGGGAGGAACAUUCCCCGGCACGUGCAUAUCUUGCUGGCCAAUCUUUAUGUGGUGGUGCCACCAAUGUUGAAUCCCAUUGUCUGUGGAGUCAAGACUAAGCAAAUCCGAGAGGGUAUAGUCCGCUGGUUCUUAGACAUCAAGACUCAGUGUUGUUCCUCUCCUUUGGGCUGAUGGGUCCUUGUGAAUCUUUACAUGCAGCUCCAUCAAGGAAGCUAGCCAAGGAGCACAGAUCUCCUGGAUUCCUUCUUUUGCUUCACCCUUCUCCUUUUCCCACUUUUCCAUGUUCUAUUUGCCAUUCCCAUCUCUUUCUCUUGUUUAAUGUUUGCUACUCACUUCAUAUCCUUAAGAACUGGAAAUGAUAAACUAAGUGUAUAUUUCUCUGAUAUGAGAAUUUGACUUUAUCAGUAAUUGGCUUUAUCACAAAAAGUAAGGUUAUAACAAAUUAAUACAUUUAAACAUAUUUAACAUAUGGAGAAGCCCUGAUAUUUUAAAGUCCCUAAUACUGUUUCUUUAUAUAGAAUCAAGUAAUCUGGGCUUGGUGGUUCAUGCCUGUAAUUCCAUCACUCAGGGAGCUGAGGCAGGAGGAUUGAUCUGCGUUUGAGAACAGCCUGGCUUGCAUAGUCAGUUCAAGACCAACCUGAGGUAUAAAGCAAAACUCUGUCACAAGCACCAAACAACCAAAGCAAAUAAAAGUUCUCCACUAA
Molecule: messenger RNA, 1665 nt
Organism: Mesocricetus auratus (golden hamster)
Lineage: Eukaryota; Metazoa; Chordata; Mammalia; Rodentia; Cricetidae
Product: olfactory receptor 52B2
Exons: 1
Coding region: 41-1132 (363 amino acids)
Biological process (GO): G protein-coupled receptor signaling pathway
Cellular component (GO): membrane
Molecular function (GO): olfactory receptor activity; G protein-coupled receptor activity
Source: RefSeq, a predicted model, not a curated record